AUGGAAAGAGCCGCGCUGAAAGCUCACGGCAUCCCCAUCGCCAUCCCCAGCCGAGGGGGGCGAGCAGUGUUGCGCCAGCCAGUCUUCCCGUCACAGUCACAUCCGACGCGAAAUACGAACAUCCUACCACUGCCGACCCGACGCUGGAACACAAACACAAGCACAAGCACAAGCACAAGCACAAGCAGGACUGGUCCACAGGCCCCGUUCCCAGUCUUUCGCGAUGUCCCUCCACUGCGCGAGGUACGCAGGAAACUGUGGCGAGAAGGGAAGGAGGUGGGGUUUGUUGCAACCAUGGGAGCACUGCACGACGGCCACCUGUCGUUGAUCAGACAUGCCUUGCAGGAGAACAGCGACGUGUUUGUUUCCAUCUUCGUCAACCCGACACAGUUCGCUGCGCAUGAAGAUCUGGGUGCCUAUCCCCGCACCUGGGAGGAAGAUAUGAGGAAGCUGAAGCAGGUCCAAGAUGAACACACCGCUGCCUCGGGACCCAACCAGGACUCGGUCAUUCGCGGCGUGUUUGCCCCCACCGUCAAGGUCAUGUACCCGACUCUGCCGCCCACCUCGGACAUCGCGGGCGAAGGUUCCUUCGUCACCAUCACGCCGUUAGGUUCACACCUGGAAGGAGCCUCUCGGCCUAUCUUCUUCCGAGGUGUGGCCACAGUGUGCACAAAGCUGUUCAACAUCAUCCAAGCCGACCGGGUCUACUUUGGUCAGAAGGAUAUCCAGCAGUGCGUUGUGAUCAAGAGAAUGGUCAAGGACUUCCACAUCCCUACUGAAGUGCGGGUCGUCCCCACAACGAGAGAGCCAGAUGGACUCGCCAUGAGCAGCCGGAAUGUCUACCUUGGUGAAAGGCGCAGAAAGGAUGCCGUAGUCCUUUCCAAAGCUCUAUUCGCCGCUCGGGAUUUGUACAACUCGGGCGAGUUACUGGGCAAACAUAUCAGGCAAGCGGCAUACGACGUCUUUGGUCAGGAAGCAUUGCUACGGAGGAAAGAUGGCAAGCUGGGUGGAAGUGCGCGAAUUGAAAUCGACUACGUUGCACUGAGCGACCCGGACGAUAUGAAGAUGAUUAGAGACACCCAGAAAAUCGACCCAAGCCGAGGGGCGAUUCUGAGUGCUGCCAUCAUCGUUUGGCCGGUAGAUUCGCCGAAAAGCGACGAUGAGUUGGACCAGCGCAGUGUUAGACUGAUUGACAAUGUCAUCCUUCAGCCCUUGGAAGGGGUCUCCCCAUGA
Capronia epimyces CBS 606.96 is the source of this 1233-nucleotide messenger RNA. RefSeq names its product pantoate-beta-alanine ligase. The record is from RefSeq and is a predicted model, not a curated record. Gene Ontology annotation, molecular function: pantoate-beta-alanine ligase activity. The transcript has a single exon. Bases 1 to 1233 code for a protein of 410 amino acids. NCBI's taxonomy places the organism in Eukaryota, Fungi, Ascomycota, Eurotiomycetes, Chaetothyriales, Herpotrichiellaceae. Gene Ontology annotation, biological process: pantothenate biosynthetic process.